Molecule: messenger RNA, 1360 nt
Organism: Quercus robur (English oak)
Lineage: Eukaryota; Viridiplantae; Streptophyta; Magnoliopsida; Fagales; Fagaceae
Product: protein DETOXIFICATION 16-like
Exons: 7
Coding region: 14-1222 (402 amino acids)
Biological process (GO): xenobiotic detoxification by transmembrane export across the plasma membrane
Cellular component (GO): membrane
Molecular function (GO): xenobiotic transmembrane transporter activity; antiporter activity
Source: RefSeq, a predicted model, not a curated record
CUUGUUGGAUCAGAUGGGAUUGGGUUGUGCAUUGGAUACAUUAUGUGGCCAAUCAUUUGGAGCAAUGCAGUUUCACAUGCUAGGCAUACACACCCAAAGGGCUAUGUUUAUUCUUCUACUGACUAGCGCAUUCCUUUCUGUCAUUUGGGCAAACACAAAACCAAUUCUAAUUGUAAUGCACCAAAAUUCCGAGAUAUCAAAAGAAGCUGGAGUAUAUGCCACUUUAAUGAUCCCAUGUCUGUUUGCUUAUGGCCUUCUUCAGUGCCUAAUAAAAUUCCUACAAACCCAAAACAUUGUCUUCCCAAUGGUUCUGAGCACUGGAAUUUCAGCUUUAAUACACAUCCCUGUGUGUUGGAUUUUGGUAUUUAAAUCUGGGCUUGGAAGUAAAGGAGCUGCCAUAGCAAACUCUAUAUCAUGCUGGAUAAAUGUUUUAUUGAUGGCACUCUACAUCAAGUUCUCUUCUUCGUGCAAAGAAACUUGGACUGGCUUUUCGAAAGAGGCGUUGCACAAUCUGGCUGAGUUCCUUAAAAUAGCCAUUCCUUCAGCUCUUAUGCUUUGCCUGAAAGUGUGGUCGUUUGAACUGAUAAUUUUUCUCUCUGGGCUUCUUCCUAAUCCACAAUUAGAGACUUCAGUGCUUUCUAUCUGCCAAAACACAUUGGGACUGUUGUGGACGAUCCCUUUUGGACUCGGGGCUGCAGUGAGCAUCCGGGUUUCAAAUGAAUUGGGGGCAGGGAAACCAAAAGCAGCAAGAUUAGCCGUAAGGGUUGUCCUAGUCAUGGCCAUCACCGAGGGAAUGUUAGUUGGAUUGCUCAUGAUACUAUUACGUAACAUCUGGGGCCAUGUUUAUAGCCAUGAACAAAAGGUGGUUAAAUAUGUAGCGGUCAUGAUGCCAAUUGUUGCUCUUUCAAGCUUCCUAGAUGGGUUACAGGGUGUAAUUUCAGGCGUUGCAAGAGGUUGUGGUUGGCAGAAGAUAGCUGCAUAUGUCAAUCUUGGAUCUUUUUAUCUUGUAGGCGCUCCUUGUGCUGUCUUAUUUGCUUUUUUCUUCCACAUGAAAGGAAAGGGGCUCUGGCUGGGGCUUAUAUGUGCAUUUAUUGUGCAAGUGAUAUUCUUUCUUAUCAUUACCAUAAACUCUAAUUGGGAAAAGGAAGCAGAAAAGGCGGCGGAAAGAGUCAACGACUCCAAGAAUCCAAGUGGAGAAGACUUCGAGAGACCAAAAUGUUAAGCCUAUGUUAAGCCUAUAGCGGAUAGGUGGUGCAUUUUAUUAUUAUGAUUGUAAUGCUGACAGCACUAGCAUUAUAAAAACCCCCGAUUGCUAUUUUACCAUCCAACCAGCAAAUAAUCAGCAUUACCCCGAUUGCUA